Molecule: messenger RNA, 2160 nt
Organism: Dioscorea cayenensis subsp. rotundata (Guinea yam)
Lineage: Eukaryota; Viridiplantae; Streptophyta; Magnoliopsida; Dioscoreales; Dioscoreaceae
Product: probable trehalase
Biological process (GO): trehalose catabolic process
Molecular function (GO): alpha,alpha-trehalase activity
Source: RefSeq, a predicted model, not a curated record
AGAACACAUUCAUCAUUCCCGCCAUCGAGGUUGUCUUGGCUUGUCGCACACGCAAUCCAUUUAAAGAGAAUACCAAAUUAUUCAAUUUCUAUAUGAAGCGAAGAUGGUGACAAUUCGUUUAAACCCUAACCCUAAUCUCGUUUCUCUUCUUCUCAUUGCUCGUCUUCUCCUCCUCCUCCUCGAUCGCCAUGCAGCUGUGCAGCCCGUCCUCCACCAUCAAUGGCUCCAGCGCCGAUGCCGGCACGAUGCUGCCGACCAGUCCUCUCGUUUCUUUUCUUCAAUCUCUCCAAUCGGCGGCGCUGAAGACCUUUGGACCGAACUCCUUCGAUCCGAAGCUCUAUGUUGAUCUCCCUCUCAAGCAUAGCCUCGCCGCCACCAAGGCCGCCUUCUCGGAUCUCACUCAGUCGCCGUGCGAUGGCAAAAUCCCUGCUACGGAGCUCAAGGUAUUCUUGGCCCGGUACUUCGAGGAGGCUGGAUCUGAUCUGGUGCUUGCUUUGCCGGUGGAUUUUGUUCCCGAACCGGCGGCCUUUUUGCCGAAUGUGGAGAAUCCGAUUGUUAGGGCUUGGGCUCUGGAGGUGCAUUCUUUGUGGAAGAAUUUGAGCCGCAGGGUUUCCGAUUCGGUGAAGGAUCAUCCGGAGAUGCAUACAUUGUUGCCGCUGCCGGAGCCGGUGGUGGUGCCGGGAUCUCGCUUCCGUGAGGUUUAUUACUGGGACUCGUAUUGGACUAUCAGGGGCUUACUAGCAAGCAAAAUGUAUGAUACCGCAAAGGCUAUAGUCUGUAAUCUUAUUUCCCUUAUUGAUACUUAUGGCCAUGUCCUGAAUGGAGCAAGGUCCUACUACAGUAACAGGAGCCAACCUCCCCUAUUGAGUUCAAUGGUUUUUGAUAUAUACAAAAGAACUGGUGAGCUGGCACUUGUGAAGAAGGCUCUGCCGGCACUGCUCAAAGAACAUCACUUCUGGAAUUCAGGAAUUCAUAAAGUGGCAAUUAAGGAUGUUCAUGGACGCAGACACACUUUGAGCAGGUAUUAUGCAAUGUGGAACAAACCUCGGCCAGAAAGUGCAACGACUGAUGAGGAAUCAGCUUCUAAACUAUCAAAUGAUGUUGAGAAGGAAAAGUUUUACCGUGAGCUUGCUUCGACUGCAGAAUCUGGCUGGGAUUUUAGCUCACGGUGGAUGAGCAACUCGUCUGACUUAACAACUUUGUCAACAACAUCAAUUUUACCUGUAGACCUAAAUGCAUUCCUUUUCAAGAUGGAGCAUGAUAUUUCCUUCUUUGCUGAACUUGUUGGAGAUGGUUUUACAUCAGAGAAAUUCAUGAAGGCUUCAAAAGCACGGUAUGCAGCUAUGAAGUCCAUAUUUUGGAAUGCAACUAUGGAACAAUGGCUUGACUAUUGGCUUAUUGACCAGAGUGAUGAUGAGUUGGUGCAUCAAUGGAAAGCUGAAAAUCAAAACCGCAACAUUUUUGCAUCAAACUUCAUUCCCGUGUGGAUGGAGACAUAUUCUUCAGACCGAACAAAUGUGAAUAAGAUUGUGAACAGUCUCAAAAGGUCAGGUCUUGUUCAUGCUGCUGGAAUUGCAACUUCAUUAUCAAACACAGGGGAACAGUGGGAUUUUCCAAAUGGUUGGGCUCCAUUGCAACAUAUGAUUGCAGAAGGCUUGGCCAAAUCAGGAUCAAUGAAAGCAAGGUCUGUCGCUGAGGAUAUUGCCAUAAAAUGGAUCAAAACAAAUUAUGCUGCUUACAAUACAACUGGUACCAUGCACGAAAAGUAUGACGUAGAGUCGUGUGGAAAGAUUGGUGGCGGCGGUGAAUAUAAACCUCAGACGGGGUUUGGGUGGUCCAAUGGAGUAGUACUGGCAUUUCUAGAAGAAUUUGGAUGGCCUCUUGACAGGGACAUUGAUUGCUAACACAAAUAACCACAUUCUAAAGUUUAUAACAAAUUCAACAUGUCUGAUGUCAUGCCCACAAAUGACAAUCAAAUUUUGCAGCAUCUGAAAACACAUCUUCAAAAGAUUCUCUGAAGGUGUUGCUUUGUUGUAUUCUAUGUUUUCAAUAGUUUGUUAAUUUUGGACACUCAAUGCCCUUUGUUAAAAGUCUCAGGCCCAAACUGUCCUACUUUGUGUUAAGGCCUAUUAAUAAAUAAAUAGCUCGAGUUUUUAUUUA